Messenger RNA from Phascolarctos cinereus (koala), 1179 nucleotides. The record is from RefSeq and is a predicted model, not a curated record. NCBI's taxonomy places the organism in Eukaryota, Metazoa, Chordata, Mammalia, Diprotodontia, Phascolarctidae.
GGAGGGGGAAGCCUGGGGGAGGACUAUAAGAGCAGGAGCUCUGGUUUGAGGAGGGAUCCACCAUCACCCUCUGCUGACCCUGCGCCCAGGCCAUGUCCCACCUGCUGUCCCUGUUCCUGCUCGUGCUCCUGCCGGCCCGGGGAUGCUCCAGGGAGGAACCCCAGAAACUCUGUGCCCACAACUUCAUCCGGGCCCUUGUCUGGGUCUGUGGCGGCCCCCGCUGGGCCUCCCCUGAGGGAAGGCAGAGCACCAGUGGUGACCUGCCCUCUUCCCACCCCUCCCUCAGGAGAAAUACUUCAGUUGCUGCAAAAGAGACCCUUCCGUGGAAUGGCACCAGACACCAACACAGAAGAGAACCUGGACGUGGGACUGGUGUGGAGGCCUGGCCUGCUUGCAGAUGCAGGGAGACUGGACAGAGCCCAUCGCUGGAGAAGAGCCCCCAGCCCAGCCAAACACUGUUGUAACAAUGGCUGCACCAAACAAGAUCUGCUAACUUUCUGCCCCCAUUAGUUUCCCCAGAAAGGGAAGCUGAGGCAGAGGUUCACUGACUUCUCCAAGUACUCCCAAGAAGAUCAAAGGAACAGAGUCUGGGGUCUAGCCUGGGCUGUGUGGUGCCUUAGCUCUGAACUCAGUCUCCUAGGGUUUGGGUUCAAGCCUGUGGCCUUCAGUGGUUCCCAGAUCUCUCUGGAGCAAUUGGAGGCCUGACUAGAAAGUCUGUAGUUUUCUGGGGGAGCGAAAGAGAACGAGGCAAGGCUAUUACCUCUGCUGACCCUGAGCUCCAACAUUGUGACUUCAAAUGUCCUCACUGUAUUUGUCCCCAGGGGGGCAGGGAAAGAAACCCUAAGAAACUGGCAAAGGGUAAUGUUUGUCUGUGGUGCAUUGGGGGAUGGGCUGGAGACCUUGGUUUAAGUCACUCCCAAUGGGGAGCAGUGGGUGGUUGUUACCUUUGGGAGUCCAAGGAGAAGAAGAAUUUUCAAAGUGGUUUUCUUCUAAUCACCCUGGGAUGGAGAUUGUGGAAAAGACAUUUCCCCCAACUUGCAGAUAAGGCUACUGGAAAGAAGUGAAAAAAAUCCAGAUCACAAAUGGUAGUCAGUAGAGACCAUCUGGUGUUUUACAGAUAAGGAAAGUGUGUCUCAGGAAGAAAUCAUAAACUAGUCUCGGCAGUCUGCUGACUCCAAA